AUGUUUAAGCAUGUCUUGGCCCAGCCUGGACUCGAGCCCUGGCAUUUGUCGGACGAUGCGCUGCGCUCUUUCAUCAGCACCGUUCGUUCAGCGUACCACCGCUUGAAUCCUUAUCACAAUUUUCGUCACGCGGUCGACGUCUUACAGGCUCUUUUCUACUUCACUCUCUCAUCUUCCGCCUUACCAUCCUUUGCGGGCGAUCAUUUGGCCAGCCAGCGCACGCUUCCUUCAGCUAUUGCUGAUCUCUUCACUCCUCAAUACAUUCUUGCGCUAAUGAUCGUCGGCCUGGGACAUGACGUGGGACACCCAGGCGUCAACAAUGCCUUUCUUGUGGCUACACAAGCCCCCCUUGCUGUUCUUUACAACGACCGCUCGGUGCUUGAGAAUCUUCAUGGGGCUGCUUUGAGUCGGAUUCUUUGUAAACAUUGGCCUGCCACCCAAGAACCUGUAAUGCGAAAGAUCAUCUUGGAGCUUGUUCUAUCUACUGAUAUGGCGCUACAUUUCGACUACAUGACGAAGUUCAGCGAUAUCAAUUCCCUGCUUGCGUCUAACGAAUUGAAGCAAAAUGCCAAUUCAGCCUCGAUUAGCAAACUGCGUCUGAUCAUCUUCGCGGGCCUCGUGAAGUGCGCUGACAUCUGCAACGUCGCUCGGCCUUUGGAGGUCAGCAAACUCUGGAGUAGUGCUUUACUCAGGGAAUUUUUCAACCAAGGCUACUUGGAGCGGUCGCUUGGCAUGCCCAUCACCAAGUCAUUCGAUCCAAAGCAGACGGUGCAGGCUGAAAGCCAAAUUUUCUUCACAGAAAUGUUCGCAAUACCGCUCUUCGAUUCACUCAAGGCUGCUCUCCCCAUACUCGAGCCACUCAUUGCUCAAAUGCAGAGCAACAAGGCCUACUGGAGCGCGAUGCGCCAGAACACUGUUGAGCCGAACAAAACCUCAAGUGCUGCUGCCGGACAGCAGACAGAUUCAGAGGUCUUGAUGAAGAGCCCAAACCAGACAGGCUGCUUCAGCGUCUUCCAACGCAAACGUUAG
This is a messenger RNA of Protomyces lactucae-debilis, 1029 nucleotides long. RefSeq lists its product as uncharacterized. Gene Ontology annotation, molecular function: 3',5'-cyclic-nucleotide phosphodiesterase activity. Gene Ontology annotation, biological process: signal transduction. The record is from RefSeq and is a predicted model, not a curated record. Bases 1 to 1029 code for a protein of 342 amino acids. Lineage: Eukaryota; Fungi; Ascomycota; Taphrinomycetes; Taphrinales; Protomycetaceae. The transcript has a single exon.